Sinocyclocheilus anshuiensis is the source of this 955-nucleotide messenger RNA. Its product is annotated as protein FEV. Gene Ontology annotation, cellular component: nucleus. Gene Ontology annotation, biological process: regulation of transcription by RNA polymerase II; cell differentiation. The record is from RefSeq and is a predicted model, not a curated record. The transcript is spliced from 3 exons. The coding region runs from base 223 to 930 and encodes 235 amino acids. Gene Ontology annotation, molecular function: sequence-specific DNA binding; DNA-binding transcription factor activity, RNA polymerase II-specific. Lineage: Eukaryota; Metazoa; Chordata; Actinopteri; Cypriniformes; Cyprinidae.
UUGAUAAGGCCGAAUUUCUAUCGGUUCCUUUUUAUUGUGGAGACGGGGAGGGAUGACAGAGGUAAAUUGCUCUUUUAAUUAAACCAAUGCACCGAAGGAAAUUGCUGUCUGAAUAUUGUCUCAGAGAUGGGGCUUGUGACAGUUGCCUGGAAACUUCAAUCUGUCUCGCAUUUAUUCCAGAUCACAGUUUUGAGAUAAAGUUUAAUAAAAAUCUUUGCGCCAAUGAAAGCCUACCCUUUCACGUCCUCCACCGCCACCACAAUGCGACAGAACUGCGGAGGAAGCCUUAUGUUUAACAUGUAUCUCUCAGACCCCACAGAAAAUCUUCUGAAGGAAAGCAAAAUCCCUUCUUGGACCCCCAUCAACACAGGCGUGCAAAAAGGAAGUGGACAAAUCCAGCUAUGGCAAUUUCUUCUGGAGCUGCUGUCUGACAGCGCCAAUAUGACCUGCAUCGCCUGGGAGGGGACCAAUGGAGAAUUUAAACUGAUAGACCCGGACGAGGUGGCCAGACGGUGGGGGGAACGCAAGAGUAAACCGAACAUGAACUAUGACAAACUGAGCCGAGCUCUGCGCUAUUACUACGACAAAAACAUCAUGACCAAGGUGCACGGAAAGCGCUACGCGUACAAAUUUGACUUUAACGGCCUGGCGCAAGUGUGCCAGCCCUCCUCAACCGAACAAGCUAUUUACAAAUUCCAGAGCAACUUCGCUCCCAUCCAAUUUUCAGGCAUUUCCAAACUCAGUCUGGUUGCUCCAGGUGCUGGUCCGUCGGGGUUCUCAUACUGGCCCGGAUCUCCUCCGACCCUCUAUCACAGCCACAACCUGCAACCGCCAGGACCCUUCGGUGCCGUGUCUGCGUCACAUUUAAGUUGCGUUAACAAUAUCAACAGUUUAAAUAACCUAAAUAAUAUCAAUAAUCACUAUAACUGAUUUAUUUUUAUUUGCCUCAGGAGUG